CCCAGUCGCGCACCGUGCACAACCGCAGUCGCGAGAAAGAUUUCCACAGUGUCAGGUCGCGCUCGCCAGUCGGUUGUUCCGCCCGCGUAUUGAUUCUGCACGAUCCGUGUCGGCCUCUGAGUGUGCGCAAGGUUGCAAUCUUUCUACACUGGCCGAAGCCGACGCCCAGUGUUUUAAGCUGUAGUGCUUUCGUUUUCCAUUUGCGGUACACCCAACGCGAGCCUCAAUGAAUGACGCUUUCGAUUAUUACUAUCAACAUUUUUACCUUUUAAGUGCCGCAAUUAUUUACUUUAACGUGAACUAUAGCUAGCAAGUUUUGUGAUGAUAUUGGUGAAAAUGUGUUCAACAUUGACUUGAAGAUAGCGGCCUGCGUGGCAGUACUGUAGAGUGAAACAAAGCGCGUGCCCUUUUUGCGCAAGUGUAGAACAAUUUUAGUUUCGUUCAAUAGUGUAUUAGACAGGCGCCGAGCAAGGUUUAAUUCCUUUUUGGCGAUACACAAGUGUGCAAUAAAACAAGAAACAAAUCAAAACAAAACUCGCCGCUCAGCACGACGCGCGACACCAUUCAUAUGCGAAUUGAUGUGCAUCCUUUCUGAAUAGUGCCUGUUGUGUAAUAUGUGUAUGUUUAGUGGUGCGCUAAAAUCUUAAAACAUCUCAAAUAAUUGGUUUAGAGCGAGAGAGUGAAAUAGCAAAUCGAGCAUAACUUCUAGCGGUAGAAAGGCAAAAUGUAAUAAAAAGCAUCGAUCGAUCGAAUAAUGGCAAGCAGGGAAGCUAAUAAUACUCAGUGUUGCGCUCACUAAGGCUCUCUAUCUUUCACACCCAUCCUUUCAGUGUGCGAUCAGAGCUAAUACCGUUUUGAUACAUAUAUCUGUGUGCUCGUGUGUGUUUUGUGUGCUCUCGUGUGCGUGUGAUACAAUAAUAUCGGUGAACAAGAAAAAAAAAAGAAGAAAUAGAUAAAAGCAAUCGGAUCAAUAUAUCCGGAGCGUAAUUGUAUUUGACAAGUAUUGAGUGCGAUUCGAUCGUUUUUUUUUAACAACAACGGAAAAUCCCGUCGAAGCUCGGAAAAGUGCUCGAAAGGAAAAGAGAGCUGUGGCUGUGGUUUCCCUUUUCAUCUCACCGCGGUCUGCCUCUCUGUGUGCUAUCUGUUGUGUGCCUUUUGAAAAAGCAAAGAAUGAAGUGUGCUUAGAAGCUUGAAGGGUUGGGGAUUCAGGCGGGUUGCGGCCCCCCACCUCCCUAGCAACCGAAUCCUUCUCCAGCCCGACGUACCAGGCUCGCGUGUAUACAUGUGUGUGCGUGUGUUUUGUAUGGUGUGAUAUUGUUGUUGUUGUUUUUGCAAAGGUAGUGUACGCCAAUAGCCAAAAUUCAUCAUACAGAAAUAAAUCAUAAUCACUACUUACUGGCAUUUUGGUGUUCAGUGUGCGUGUGUGUGUGUGUGUGUAUUUGUGCGCGCUCUGCUUGCCUAACGCGUCCUGUUACUAAACAAGUGUGUUUCACCGCCAUCACCGCCAUCGUCAUUUGUGUCGUGUGGAUGUACUCCUAACGAUCGACGUCAUUAGUGUCAGUGAUAGUGUACUGUUCGCGCGGGUUCGAGGUCCCCGCAUCCUUGUGAAGCGAGUGAAGCUAAAAAGAAACGUCGCAAACAAACAGAAAAGAAACCCCACACGCACCAUUUAAACUGACUUUCUCUUCUGUACUUCUUUCUAUUCCCGCCUUUCGGUCAACGUGUCCCGCUCGCCUCGCCCGCGCGCCCCCGCUGAAUGGUGUGCUGCAACGCUGUUCGCAUUUCCGGCGGGCUGCUGCUGCACGGUGACGACAUUCCGUUGACGCAACGACGAUGAACAAUAUCUUGACGCCGGUGGUGCCGUCCCGUCGUCAACACCAUUGACCCGUCAAAACAAAUCGCGAACGCACCCCGCGCGGUCGGUCGGUGGGUGAUCGCGUCGGAAAAUGUAUCGGUAAAAUACGCACAACACCGCGUGUGCGACACUUGGUGUCUUCCCUGCGUGUCACUGUGCGCGCGCGUGCCCGCUCUGCGUAUCUUCCGUGUUGACAUUGAAAACCGAACAACAAUUCGACCAACCAAACUCCAACAAACUGAAAACCGACACCAACAAUGGCAACGGCAGCGAAACAGUCGUCGUCCGGGAGUUCGCCCUCCAGCACCGUGCGAACGUUCGUCGAGGGGCAGGAGGAUUUGGAUGCGAUCGCGAAACAAAUCUCCGACCACGCCGAAGCGAUCUACCAGACGUGGAAAGCGCGCGGCCUUGCACCGACGGAGAUACUGAACUGUCACACCGGCGACGGUGCGGAGCACGCCUUCAGCCAGGCGCUGAACCCGGCCAACUCGCCGACUGUCGGGCAUCAUCCCGGGGGCACCCCAGCAACCGGUCCGGGGAGUCCGGGAGCGUCGGCAGCGUUGCCCGGUGGUGCGUCGUCACCCAGCGCCUCGAACGCUGCCAGUGGCGUAGCGGAACUGCUGGCCAAAGCGCCAAACCUUUCGAACAACAGUCUCGAGCAGCUGGUUAGCUCAUUCGUGAGUGAAGACAAGGCGCGCAUCGCGGCCCAGCGUCAACAGCAGCAGCAGCGUGUCGGUGUCCGUACGCCAACGACCGGCACCAGUUCCGCGAUCAAAAGUGUGCUGCAAAAGUUUGAACGAAAUGGUGCCAUCGGUGGUGGUGAGGAUCCAGUGAGCAGUAGCGGUGGUGUGUCCGACCUGGGCCGACCGAGCUACCUGCGUACCAGUGGUGCCAGCGGCUCUGUCAGCAAAGCCGCCGGCCAUUUGGGUAUUAGUAGUGGUAACAACAAUAACAACAACUUCAGCACGCUCAACAAGAACAACGUGCCGGACGUGCUGAAGGAUACGAUCGUCGAGUCGAAGCCGAGCGGCGGCGGCGGCGGCGGCGGAACCGCAGUGCGUGAAAAACCGCAAACCCCAGUGAAACCGGAGCACCUGCUCAACCAUGUGCCGAGCUGGCCGCUAAAGAAUCGUGUCGUUAAAACCGGCGGCGGCAGCGGCUUGAAAGCGGCGCCCGGUGGCGGUGUGACCCACAGCACGCCCGGCACCACCACCCCCUUCGCCAAGAACGCGGCGGAGCUGAUGGAUGAGGUGUCCCGGGAGGAGGAACGGCUUAUAAACGCGCUGAAAACCGGCACCGUGCUGAACAGCAGUGACAGCAUCCUGCCAGAAGUGAUCACCUCGACCCUGCCCGACCGGGACGUGCCAGAUUACGGUUCGGUGGUGGACCACCAGCAUCAACGUGCGGGCUAUAGCGCGCAACAACCCGCUGCAACCAUGGUGACCGCGGCGUCGGCGGCCAACGGGGGCGGCCCGAUCGUGGCCGCCACCAACGGCGGUACGCCCGCCCUGAACGGCAACGGUACGACGAACGGCACGGCGAACGGUACGAACGGCCACAGCGAUACGCCGAGCGUAAAGCACUGGAAUGGUGUGCCGAUGAAGCCGAACCACAUACCGAUCCUGAACAUACACCAGAUCCGCGAGCAGGAAAAGCUGUCGAUGAACUUUACGCGCAAUGUCGCGACGACCCGGCUACCGAAGGACUUUGGCCGGUCGGCGGCCGAUGACAAGGACAAGAACAUGCAGCCGAAAACGAUACCGAGCCCGAUCCGGCCGUUCCUGUCGCGCGGUUCGGUCGCCGAACGGGUGCUGAUCUUUGAAAAGUGCCCGGAAAAGGCACCGCCCCGGGAGCGGGCGAAGGAACCGGUCAAGCUGCAGUCAAAACCUGUCAACCGGCUGAUUCCACCAAACAUCCACACAACGCUGCAGCGACAUUUGAAAAACUCGACCAAAGCCCCCUACAUCCCGCAAUUCCACUUCCCCAAUGGCAAACCGCCGCCAACGAUCACGACGGAAACUACAAUGCAGCGAUUGGAGCAGGUUUUCGACAAGCUGCCAAACUACGAGUGCACGCGGGACAACUUCCAGGUGAUCGUACAGAUGUGCCAGGUGCCACAGUACUGGCGCCUGCCGCUGUUCAUGUGCACGCAGCUCACCCCGAACGGUGCCGUUGAUGGUGACAAAUUCCUGCACUUCUGGCGACAAAUGACAUCAUUCUGCCACGAUGCGGCAUCCCGGUUUGUCUUCAUAAUGUCCCGCGGGGAUCGCACGCGACCGUACAUUUUGCCGGAGGACUUUGCCCCACUGAUACAGGAUGUCGUCGAUACGCACCCGGGGCUGGCAUUCCUGAAGGAGGCAGCAGAGUUUCACUCCCGCUACGUGCACACCGUGAUAGCGCGCAUCUUCUACAACGUGAACCGCAGCUGGACGGGCAAGAUCACGACCACUGAGCUGCGCAAAUCGAACCUGCUGGACGUGAUUCAGUUGCUGGAGGAGGAGGAGGACAUCAAUCAAAUCAUGGCGUAUUUCAGCUACGAGCACUUUUACGUCAUCUAUUGCAAAUUUUGGGAGCUGGAUCGCGAUCAUGAUCUCUACAUUGACCAGCAGGAUCUGGCCCGACAUAAUGAUCACGCACUGUCAUCGCGGAUGAUCGAGAGAAUUUUCUCUGGUUGCGUUACGCGAAGUCCGCGGCGAGGCAACAACAAUCCGAUGAUACAGGGUCCGAACGGUCCGAAAAUGUCGUACACCGAUUUCGUGUGGUUCCUGUUGGCGGAAGAGGAUAAGUCACACCCGACUGCCAUCGAGUACUGGUUCCGCUGUAUGGAUGUGGACGGUGACGGUGUCCUCUCGAUGUACGAGCUGGAGUACUUCUACGAGGAGCAACAGCAUCGCAUGGAAUCGCUCGGUAUCGAAACCCUACCCUUUGAAGACUGCCUGUGUCAAAUGCUUGAUAUGAUAAAACCAGCAACUCCUGGCUGUGUAACGUUGGCCGACCUAAAGCGAUGCAAAAUGACGCCCAUUUUCUUCGACACGUUCUUCAAUCUGGAGAAGUAUAUGGAGCACGAGCAGCGUGAUCCAUUUGCACAGCGCGAAAACGACGAUCUUACUGACUGGGAUCGAUACGCAGCGCAGGAGUAUGAACUGUUGGUGGCUGAGGAAGGAGGAGAUACGCAAGGCAGUCAUUGCUACAUCUUUGGCCAGCCAGUGCUGUCGACCAUGGCGGGCGGCACUGCUAGAAUGCGGCUGCCCGUGCCAUCCUUGUUGCAGCCGGGUGUCACCGGCACUGGUGGUACCAGGCGCAGUACGACGACCUCUACGGUUAGUAGUACCACCGUGCAUUGCACGUCCGUGUCGGCUACGACCGUACACCAUUCGCGCUCGACGGCUCAACGCGGCGGCAGUUGCAAGGCCACCAGCACCGCUUCAAGCUCUACCAGCGGCAGCGGCGGCGGCGGCGGCAGUUCCAGCAGCGGCACGUCGCAUGCAAACAACAGCGAACGCAAAGUGCACGGUGCACCGGAAGAGUCGACCGGUGCUGCAUCACAAACAUCGAUGCACACGAGCCGCAAAAUGAUGGCACUCGACAGUGAUCCUAAUACAUUUUAUAGCGCAUUUCUGGUUUCUUAUGAUGAGGACGAAGACUACGAGCCAAACAUUGAUAUUCUUGAGUCCCAAUUGGACGAUUGCAUACUGAACGAAUGGUGAGAAUCGGUAAAAAUAGAGUCGGCCGAGGACUUCGAGCGGGCCGAGCGGGCUAUUCAGGAACAGUUAAAUCGACUCUAGGAAAAAAAAAAACAAAUGCAAAAAAUACAUAAACAAAUCGGAAACAGUGUAUGUGAUUGCACUUGCCGGUUUGCCGUAUUUGCUACAGAGCACCGAUGAAUUUCAACCGACGCAGCAGUCGAUCCACAUUCAAACGUAUGCAAGAAAUCUAAUAAAAUCCAAACAACACAACGUGAUAAAGAGUAAGAGAGAAAAGAACGUCGAAGGGGAUUGGAUACACUACAAAGCAUCACUCAGCACUACCACCACUACUAGCGGAUGGACAACAACAUCUUCAUCAGUGUAACAACCGGCUAGUGCUAAUGCUACAACUGCUACUACUCUUACUACUACCGCUGCUGCUACUACUAUUACAACUAUUACUACUAUUAAUACUACAAAUACUAUCAUUGUUGGCAAUAUUAACUGGCACUGUAAAUGCAAUUGGCUAUUACCAGUAACUUAAAACUCAAAUUGUCCUCAUCUAUUGUUUUUAUCAAUUUUUCGAAAACUCCUUCAACAAGCAAUGUGUUUAAAUGUUUGUAUUAAAGACAUAUGCAAGCGUCAUACAUUUUGUUGCGCAAUAGCUCAUGUUCCGUGCAUUAGGCGUACACGCAACAACAUCAAAAAAGGAUCAAACACUUUAUAGAAUGCUGUUGUAUGCCAAAGGAAAAAUAAUUGUUCUAGCUCAACAGAAAGGAUACACGAACGUUUGGUGUGAUUAAAAUUCAUAGUUACCACAACAACAAAAACAAAAACCUAACUCACACUAUACAGCAGUAACCCCUCGUAAUAGAUUUGUAUGCUUUCUCAUACGCUCGUUGCAGGUGUUUCCUCUUUGUUUGACAAAAAUUAAAACCACUAGCGCAUAUCAUACCUCUCCAGCAAUUGUGCAUUGUUAUCAAUCUGUUGUACAUUUUGGCUCAUUUUAUAGGUUUCACGAGCAGCGAGCGUAUCAUACCGGCAUGCACAGACGUACCCAUCUUCAAUUGCUAGGGCCAGAAAAUAUUGUCUAAAUCUAAAGUAGAGCGAUCAAAAUUCUGCUCAGUGAACCAGUGCAGGGUAGCAUUAAGGAAGUAAUAAGGACAUCUCGUUUUUGGGUUCGCAUGUGUUCAACAAAUCAACCAUCAAUUAUUGCUUCUGGUUGCGAACCUUAGCUGGGUUUGAUAAGUGUAUUCUCAACGAUGUAUUCAACAUCAUAUGUAGUUAGUUUGAAUAGUUCGAGAAAAUUCGAUUAGUAUUUGGUAGGAUCAUUCGUUCCCGUUUGCAAUGCUAGUAAGAAUCGGACGGGGGGACCGUGCACGACCUACGUGACCGUGCAUAAUUAGCGCAAACUUUCAUUUUCCCCGUGAGCAGUCCAUUAUUCUCGUAGUUGAUUGAGCGAAGGAUAAGCUUAUCCUUCCGGAUUUUUAUUUUUUUUGUAUAAGCUUUACAACGGUGCCAAAAUAAUUGUUUCGUUACGUUUUAGCGUUAUGUAUUAGAUGUUACUCCUCGAAAGAAAGUGCGGGGAAGAUUAUAUGUAUCACGACCUUUUA
Molecule: messenger RNA, 7154 nt
Organism: Anopheles arabiensis
Lineage: Eukaryota; Metazoa; Arthropoda; Insecta; Diptera; Culicidae
Exons: 12
Coding region: 2113-5562 (1149 amino acids)
Biological process (GO): protein dephosphorylation
Cellular component (GO): protein phosphatase type 2A complex
Molecular function (GO): calcium ion binding; protein phosphatase regulator activity
Source: RefSeq, a predicted model, not a curated record